Molecule: messenger RNA, 942 nt
Organism: Chrysochloris asiatica (Cape golden mole)
Lineage: Eukaryota; Metazoa; Chordata; Mammalia; Afrosoricida; Chrysochloridae
Product: olfactory receptor 5AN1-like
Exons: 1
Coding region: 1-942 (313 amino acids)
Biological process (GO): G protein-coupled receptor signaling pathway; sensory perception of smell
Cellular component (GO): membrane
Molecular function (GO): olfactory receptor activity; G protein-coupled receptor activity; odorant binding
Source: RefSeq, a predicted model, not a curated record
AUGGCAACAACUAAAGAAAGAAACCGUACUACAGUUACCUGGUUCAUCCUCGUGGGAUUCUCUGAAUUUCCAAAGCUCACAGUCUUCCUCUUUUCAAUAUUCCUAGGGAUCUACCUCAUGACAGUGUUCUGGAACCUGGGUCUUAUUGUCCUGAUCAAGAUGGACUCCCACCUGCACACACCCAUGUAUUACUUCCUCAGUAAACUUGCAUUUAUAGAUAUAUGCUAUGUUUCCUCCACAGCCCCCAAGAUGCUCUUUGAUUUCUUUCAGGAAUUUAAAUCCAUCACUUUUUGGGGGUGCACCAUGCAGUACUUCUUCUUCUCUAGUUUUGCUCUGACUGAGUGUUGUCUUCUGGCCGCCAUGGCUUAUGAUCGAUAUGCUGCCAUAUGCAAUCCUCUACUUUACACAGCCAUCAUGUCCCCAGCUCUCUGUCUGCACAUGAUGGUAGGAUCCUGCAUUACUGGAUUCUUUGGCUCAUUAACACAACUGUGUGGUUUACUUCAACUCCAUUUCUGUGGGCCAAAUGUCAUUAACCACUUUUUCUGUGACCUGCCGCAACUGAUGAUGCUAUCUUGCUCUGACACCUUCUUCUUACAAGUUAUAACAUCUGUACUCACAGUGAUCUAUGGAUUGGCCUCUGCACUUGUUGUCAUGAUAUCCUAUGGUUAUAUCGUUACCACCAUUUUGAAGAUCAGUUCAGCUGAAGGCAGGUCCAAGGCUUUCAACACCUGUGCUUCUCACCUGACGGCAGUGACCCUUUUCUUUGGUUCAGGCACCUUUGUGUAUUUAUGCCCCAGCUCUGAUGAUUCUCUUAGCCAAAAUAAGCUGGCUUCUGUUGUAUACACAGUGGUGAUUCCCAUGUUAAAUCCAUUGAUCUACAGUCUGAGAAACACAGAAAUCAAAGAUGCCCUGAACAGAUGGAAGAAAGCAAUUUUCUCUUGA